AUGGAUUUUGAUGAUAGCUGUUGCUUUCUGGAGAAUAAUUUUGAUCAAUUUCAUUUGAUAAAUUUACUUUCACCAAAUGAUUCUGAGAUCAAUCUUAACAGUACCACUGAACAAACGAAAGAUCAGCUUUCGGAGAUCAUUGAUAAUUUUGGACUUGAUUUAAGUCCACAGGACAACAAUGAAGUAUUUUCAACGUAUGAUUCGUCGAUAUUUGAUGCUGUUACGCUUGAAAACGAUUUUAUGAAUCAAAUAUUGUAUGAUAAUGCUUCACCAUCUACCAGUGAUUCUGGAAAUUACUCGCCAACAUGCUCUACCUCAGAUGACCAGAGUGCUGCUGAUAGCGAUCGAAUCAUAAAUAGCGCCCAAGCAACACAAGUACAUCAGUUGGAAACAAAAUUCACUGUAGCGCCUAAUCCAAGUCGCCUUGUUCCCGUUCAAAUUCCUGUUCGACAGAUUAUAACAAAAAGUAAAAGUGCGUCAAGUCAACCAAUGAUUUGCAUCAUGCCUGCAACAACCCACGUCAGCUCUCUCAACUCGCAAUUAGCUGUCAAUCAAAAUAAGCAACGAAUGCUGUCACCGAAACGUGAAGGACCAUCAUUGGCACCAACACUUCCAAGCACUCCUGUUAAGGAUUACGAUCGUAAGAAAGAAGACAGGAAGAUCCGAAACCGAUAUUCGGCACAGCUUUCACGGAUUCGGAAAAAAAAUGAAAUCAAUGAAAUGAAACGAAAUUUGGCUAAUAAAAAUGUCAUUAUCGAGAAAUUGAAAAAUGAAAUCGAAAUUUUGAAACGAACUGUUGAAACUUUGCGAAAUGAGGUAUAUAUCAUCUUCAGUUGUGUCUUACAAACAAAUGUCAUAAGUGGAAACAGCAGGAAACACAUGUUUAAUAUGUCUCAAAUUGCAUCUCACAUCGAGAAUCCAUAUGUAUCAGUUCGAUAUAAUUUUCAAUCUUAA
Molecule: messenger RNA, 954 nt
Organism: Loa loa (African eye worm)
Lineage: Eukaryota; Metazoa; Nematoda; Chromadorea; Rhabditida; Onchocercidae
Exons: 7
Coding region: 1-954 (317 amino acids)
Biological process (GO): regulation of DNA-templated transcription
Molecular function (GO): DNA-binding transcription factor activity
Source: RefSeq, a predicted model, not a curated record